CUGUGAGCUGACGGCAUGCCUUGUAAGUGAAGCCAACGACUUAUUACCCAUCCAUAUCAACACAGAGAGACAAAAUCCCAUACACUCCUUGGCGCAUCACAUGCUGCAGUGCCGUGCUCAUCAUCACAGUCAAGGUAGGGCGGCAGCAAGUCCAUGCUCUUCAAGUACGCUCGAUUGUGGAACUUCGACAGAUGUCUCAUCCCACUGUCGCACAGUAUCGUCACAAGCACUGCUCCGCUGUCUCGCGGAAUCGCCCCUGACAUGACCGCUUUCACCACACCGACGCAGUUGCAUGAAGCGGACGAGCCCACAAACAGGCCUGACAACACAACACAAUGCAAGACAGCUGGGUGCAGGUAUGCGACAGACACACACAGGCCCCUGACCGUCUUGCCGCAGAAGGUAUUGGCUCAUGGCGACUGCCUCUUCGUCAGUGACCCUAAACGCGUCGACAAGGGACAGCAGCUGAUGACCCCGCAGAGACCAGUGUCGGCCCGCCUCCUUCCCUCCCUCCGUCUCUCGGUCCGUCCCUCCCUCACCUGAAUGCCUCGUCGAUGAAGGGCACCGCCAGCUCGAAGUUCCUCGUCAAUCGAUUGAGCCCAAUGCCCUCUGCGAUGGUGUCAAAGAUGAUCCGUCUGCGGUACCCCUCUCUGUCCUCCCUCGUCCACAACACACCAAGACUCGCCUGCAUCAUACAUGUGGGUGAGACAACAACCAGACACACACCGGGGUGUGUGUGUGUGUGUGUGUGAUGGGCGUCCUUUCGAAAUAUCGCACCUUUCCUGCGAGUGCUGAUCCUGGGGGGUCCGCAAGGAUGAUCUUCACAUCAGGGUUGUGAGCUGCAGUGCACAUAACACUCAUUUCGCAUUCAGCACCCACAUAGCAGGCAACAGACUGCUGUACCUUUCAGUCUUGCGCCGACACCUCCGAUUGUCCCGCCAGUUCCUGCUGCAGACACGAACGCGUCCACCUUGCCGUUGGUCUGCCGCAGGAUCUCCUCCCCUGUGCCGCUGAAGUGAGCCAAGAAAUUGGCCGUGUUCUCAAACUGAUUCGCAAAGAAUCCCCUGCCUGCGUUGAUGGAUGCACACAGACACACGGACAGCGCACGGGCAGACUGUGGUCUUGUUCCACGGUCCCGCUGUCUCACCUCACCUUCAAGGGCUGGAUCAUCCGCGGCGUUCUCGGCCGCCCUGCAGUAGUGUGAUGGAUCAGCCAUCGAUACGUUCUUGCAGUGAGCCACCCGGGCCCCCAGACUCCGCAGCGUGUCGGUCUUCUCCUGCGCCUGGUCGUCAGGCAUGAAUAUGCAGCACUGAUACUUCUUGGCGUUGCACACCAGCGCCAGGCUGAUGCCAGUGGAGCCGCUGGUGCCCUCAAACACACAGCCGCCUGUAUGCCAGACAGACAGACAGAGCAUACACACAGGCAAUGAAUGAAUGCAUCGCACCCUUCCUUCAUGGCCCUGUCUGUCCUCACCUUGCCUGAGGCGUUCCUCUCUUUCUGCCGUCUCGAUGAUUGACUUGGCCACACGGUCCUUGACGCUCCCUCCCGGAUUCAGGAAUUCACACUUGGCGAGCACUGUACAUCCAAGAUCUCUCGACAGGCUGCAGCCAGGCAACACACUUGUGUGAAUGAGUCUACAUGUCAGAUGGCUGUGCCCACCUCUCGAUUCUGAUCAGCGGCGUGUUGCCAAUGAGGCCCAGAAACCCACCCGGAAUGUCGUCAGGCAAGCAUCCUCGUCCCGUGAGCCGCCGCAGCCACGAGCGGAUGAGUCCAAUCCAUGAUGUGACGCGACGGAGGCCAUCGGGCCUCACGAGAAAGACGGCAGAUGCGAGAAGUGCUCCAGCGGCACCGAGGCGCCAGACGUGCUUCGCUGGAUCGCCAGAGAUCUCCAUUUGUUG
Molecule: messenger RNA, 1898 nt
Organism: Vitrella brassicaformis
Lineage: Eukaryota; Vitrellaceae
Source: the annotation of a GenBank genome assembly